Molecule: messenger RNA, 2634 nt
Organism: Myotis davidii
Lineage: Eukaryota; Metazoa; Chordata; Mammalia; Chiroptera; Vespertilionidae
Gene: ZNF10
Product: zinc finger protein 10
Exons: 4
Coding region: 617-2605 (662 amino acids)
Biological process (GO): regulation of DNA-templated transcription
Source: RefSeq, a predicted model, not a curated record
UGAGAACCACUGCUCUAUAAGAAAGAAUGACAGGCACUGCCAAGUACACAAAUAAAAGUAUAUUUAUUAAUAUUUAAGUAUCUUUAAAAGAUAGCUGGCUGAGCAUUAGUUUUCUAUAGCUGUGUAACAAAUUUCCACAAAUGCAGCAGCUUCAAACAGCACUCACUAGCUCACAGUUCUGUGGGUCUAAAUCUAUUGAAGUGUGGCUAUGUUUUCUGCUCUGAUACCUAACAGCUGAUAGCAGGUGUUGGCUGGUGUGAGUUCUCAGCUGGAGGGUGUGUCGGGUGGGGGGUGGGGGAUGCACUUCCAAGCUCACGCUAAUUCCUGGCGGGAUUCUGUUCCUACAAGGCUACAAGGCUGAGGUCCCUGUUUCUGUAGUGGCUGUCGGCUCCCCUAGAUCACCCACACUGCUUGCCACAUGGCACCUUCUACCUUCAGGCCAGUAAUGCUCACAUGUUUGUUGUGCUUCAGAUCUUUGGCUUCCCUUCUGCGAUUAGCUGGAGAUAUCAUAUUUCUUAUCUGUAAAGUGAGGAUGUUAGAUCAGGUCAGUUUUUGUUUUGUUUUUCGUUAGAUUUCCUAAGAAAGAAUUUGUGGUAGUAAAAUAAUUUGAUUCCAAAUGAAAUUUAGCAUUGAACCUUGGAGGUUAAGGGGGGAAAGGCAAUGUACGUACCUCUUUUCUUCCUACCCCUGGGCACUUGUGGACUAUCUCUGCUGUUCCUCUGCGGUGGUUUUUGAGUUCUAUCCUGCUGGGAAGAGGGAGUUUAGGCUGAGGAUUUAUGAAGCGUCCCAGGCACAGCUAACUUUCCUCAUGUUUCUUUCUUUUCUCCAGCUUUGCCUUCUUGGAUCUCUCAUUCCUCAAGAAAGUAUCAACAAGCACACAGAGGGCAUGGAAGCCCAGUCACUCCCUGCCCGGUUCCCCGCACUGGUGACCUUCAAGGAUGUGCUUGUGAACUUCACCAGGGAGGAGUGGAGGCUCCUGGACGCCGCGCAGCAGGUCAUGUACCGAGAUGUGAUGCUGGAGAACUAUAGGAACCUGGUUUCCUUGGGACAUCGCCUUCCCAAGCCUGAUGUGAUCCUCCAGUUGGAAAAAGGGGAAGAGCCAUGGCUGGUGGAGAGAGGGACUCGCCAAGAUGCCCAUCCAGAUUGGGAUACUGCAGUUGAAAUUAAAGCAAUUUCCAAUAAGAGUAUUUCUAAAGAUAAACAAUCCUAUGACAUUAAAAAGGAAGGAAUGGUAAAGAGUGAUCUGUGGUAUCUGUCCUUAGAAGAAGUCUGGAAAUGUGAAGAUCAGUUGGACAGGUGUCAGAAAAACCAGGACAAACGUUUGAGGCAAGUGGCAUUUACCCAGAAGAAAGUAUUUUCUCCAGAAAGAGUCAAUGAACAUGGUAAAUUCAGGGAAAACUGUCUUCUUCCUGGUCAGCUAUUACAGAGAGAGUAUUUCCACAAACAAGACUCAUGUACUAAAAGUUCACAAGGUGAUUUAGUUAUUAGCUGUCAUCAGGAAAGCUCUGUAAGUAAUAGUAGUGAAUGUGGCCAAACCUUCUGUCGGAACAUUCACCGUAUUCAAUUUGCAAAAACUCAAACACGAGAUAAAUCCUAUAAAUGCCCAGAGAAUGAUAACUCUCAUAGGCAUGGCCCAUCCCCUGGUAUAUCCAAGGGUAUACAUAGAGAGAAACCAUAUGAAUGUAAGGAAUGUGGAAAAUUCUUUAGCUGGCGUUCUAAUCUUACCAGGCACCGGCUUAUUCACACCGGAGAAAAACCCUAUGAAUGUAAAGAAUGUGGAAAAUCUUUCAGCCGUAGUUCUCACCUCAUUGGACAUCAAAAGACUCACACUGGUGAGGAACCCUAUGAAUGUAAAGAAUGUGGAAAAUCCUUCAGCUGGUUCUCCCACCUUGUUACCCAUCAGAGAACUCAUACAGGAGACAAACUCUACACAUGUAAUCAGUGUGGGAAGUCUUUUGUUCAUAGCUCCAGGCUUAUUAGGCACCAGAGAACUCAUACUGGGGAGAAACCUUAUGAAUGUUCUGAAUGUGGGAAAUCUUUCAGACAGAGCACACAUCUCAUUUUGCAUCAGAGAACUCAUGUUCGAGUGAGGCCCUAUGAAUGUAAUGAAUGUGGGAAGUCUUAUAGCCAGAGAUCUCAUCUCGUUGUACAUCAUAGAACUCACACUGGACUGAAACCCUUUGAGUGUAAAGAUUGUGGAAAAUGCUUCAGUCGAAGUUCUCACCUUUUCUCACACCAAAGAACCCACACUGGAGAGAAACCAUACGAAUGUCAUGAUUGUGGAAAAUCCUUCAGCCAGAGUUCUGCCCUCAUUGUGCAUCAGAGAAUUCAUACUGGAGAGAAACCAUAUGAAUGUUGUCAGUGUGGGAAAGCCUUCAUUCGGAAGAAUGACCUCAUUAAGCAUCAGAGGAUCCAUAUUGGAGAAGGGACUUAUAAAUGUAACCGUUGCAAAAUUACAUUUGUCCUCAACUCUCCAUUUAUAGUACGUCAGAUAGCUCACACUGGAGAGCAGUUCCUAACCUGCAGUCGGUGUGGGACAGCACUUGUUAAUAGCCCUAACCUUAUGAGACACCAGACAAGUGAUAUUAGAGAAAGUACAUAUUAAUAUAAUGAAUAUGAAGAACUUUUCACAAA